UACCACGGGCCAACCAGCCCAGCCUACUACGUAGUAGGCAACCCCAAAAGCACCCCCCGAACAAGAUGAAAAAGGCGUGGCCCCAUAUUUUGCCAUGAUGCAUGCAUCCCUGGACCCUUACUAGUCCCGUCGAUACUAUCAGAGCCCUCCCAUUGGCCGCCUUGUCAUGUCGUUUGAAGAAUCAAUUGUCAUCGCUCUCAAGGCCCGGCCAAUCGCUGUGCGUCCUCGGGGUUCCUGGCAGCCUAGAAAGGGAAGAGACGACGCUCACACAUGCUUGUCAACAGAGGCAGACCACUCAUCCCCGUUGCCUGAUUCGUCCGCGACUCAACCAGAUUACUGUAUUUGCUUUCGUACACGCUUUCAUGAUUCAACCCUCAAACCCACUGGAAUUGGCCCAUCCCAUCGCCGAGAGGUCGCCGGGAACGGCCCUGUCUUGGCAAGCCCGUGUUUUGAACCAUGGUUGCUCGCCUCUCCCUCUCUUCAGGCUGGGGAUUGGGGGGGAUUGGGGGGAAAACGGGGGGACUCCAUGGGUUGUGAUCCAUGAUGAAUCCGGGGCAAGAUCCUCCGCGUCUACGUCCGUGUCUGGCGCGUAUGUUGUGUUUCUGGUUGUCUCUUAUUGUCUCGUCCCGCUCGUCUCACCACGCACGCAGAAAGCAUGGAUGGCUCCCGCAAGUGGCUCGAGCUCCCCCGGCAUCCACGCGCGGUAGACACGUAGUAUCUCGGGAGGAGUCGUUGGCGUUUUGUCAUUGACGCUUCUCCGUCCGGUCCGAUUCCGACUGUCGUUACGUUUCCGAAGAAAGCCCCUCGCGUUUUCGGUGCUGUUCUCGCCCGAGACUAAGAAAAAAAAAAGUGUCUAGCCCACAAUCCCCAUCGCUCCCGUUCAGUGGCCACCCGGAGAUGUAAUUCCACCGAUGGGUUCUUCGGUGACAGACGGGACAGAGAACUGCGCUGAGCUGAGCCAGGGCGGCUAAGAGCU
Messenger RNA from Ilyonectria robusta, 976 nucleotides. RefSeq lists its product as uncharacterized. Bases 102 to 707 code for a protein of 201 amino acids. Lineage: Eukaryota; Fungi; Ascomycota; Sordariomycetes; Hypocreales; Nectriaceae. The transcript has a single exon. The record is from RefSeq and is a predicted model, not a curated record.